AUGAAGGCCAUGGAGGAUCAAGUAGUCCAAGAAGAACCAGGAUACCAGGAUGAUGAGGAAUCCUUUUUUCAGGACAUUGACCUACUACAGAAGCACGGAAUCAAUGUAGCAGAUAUUAAAAAACUGAAGUCAGUGGGGAUCUGCACGAUCAAAGGGAUCCAGAUGACCACGAGACGGGCACUGUGCAAUGUAAAAGGGCUUUCAGAGGCCAAAGUGGACAAGAUUAAAGAAGCUGCAAACAAACUUAUUGAACCAGGCUUCCUGACAGCCUUUGAGUACAGUGAAAAACGGAAGAUGGUAUUUCACAUUACUACCGGCAGCCAGGAAUUUGAUAAACUUCUGGGUGGUGGGAUUGAAAGCAUGGCAAUCACUGAGGCCUUUGGAGAGUUCCGGACAGGCAAAACCCAGCUAUCUCACACACUUUGUGUGACAGCUCAGCUUCCAGGACCAAACGGCUACACAGGUGGCAAGAUUAUCUUCAUUGAUACCGAAAACACUUUCCGCCCGGACCGUCUUCGUGACAUUGCUGAUCGCUUCAGUGUCGACCACGAUGCGGUACUUGACAAUGUGCUGUACGCACGUGCAUAUACUAGUGAACAUCAGAUGGAAUUGCUUGACUACGUAGCAGCCAAGUUCCAUGAGGAAGCUGGUAUCUUCAAGCUAUUGAUCAUUGACUCCAUAAUGGCCCUUUUCCGUGUGGAUUUCAGUGGUCGCGGAGAGUUGGCUGAACGACAACAGAAACUCGCUCAGAUGCUGUCAAGGCUCCAAAAAAUAUCAGAAGAAUAUAAUGUGGCUGUGUUCGUGACCAACCAGAUGACUGCUGAUCCGGGAGCAACUAUGACCUUUCAGGCAGACCCAAAAAAGCCCAUUGGGGGUCACAUUCUCGCUCAUGCUUCAACUACCAGGAUUAGUUUGAGGAAAGGGAGAGGGGAGCUGCGUAUUGCAAAGAUAUACGACAGCCCUGAGAUGCCUGAAAAUGAAGCCACGUUUGCAAUAACUGCUGGAGGGAUUGGAGAUGCCAAAGAAUAG
Colius striatus (speckled mousebird) is the source of this 1029-nucleotide messenger RNA. It is a transcript of the gene DMC1, whose product is annotated as DNA meiotic recombinase 1. Gene Ontology annotation, molecular function: double-stranded DNA binding; DNA strand exchange activity; ATP-dependent DNA damage sensor activity. NCBI's taxonomy places the organism in Eukaryota, Metazoa, Chordata, Aves, Coliiformes, Coliidae. Gene Ontology annotation, biological process: DNA recombinase assembly; DNA strand invasion; DNA repair. The record is from RefSeq and is a predicted model, not a curated record. The transcript has 13 exons. Gene Ontology annotation, cellular component: nucleus; condensed nuclear chromosome. Bases 1 to 1029 code for a protein of 342 amino acids.